GUGAGACAAACCCACACACACCGAGCGGGGCUUAAUCGCAUAAACACACCGUAUCUUAUGACUGCUGGUAGCAAAGCCUGAACAUCAGGCGGGCGGGGAAAGAUCCAGAUCCAGUGCUGUGCUGUUUGACUGGCUGCUGCUGCUGUUACCUGGGGAGGCAAGAGGGAAGCAUCGAUGCCUCCGGGUCAGUACUCGCUCAUGAGCCUGGACCUGUUCUCGCCAUCGGGCCUCCUGCACUGAGAUAAUGAAAGGAUGGAUGGACGACGAUGCGGCGGGGACAACAGAGGGCUGAAGGAUACUGCUGCAGCGACUCGCCGGGAUGAGGAGCAGCAUCACAACACGAUGAACUCGCCGGAAGAAGCAGGAGCGGAUGAUCUGUCUCUGGAGGAGAUACUGAGGCUUUAUAACCAGCCCAUCAACGAGGAACAGGCAUGGGCGGUGUGCUACCAGUGCUGCAGAACGCUGGCGAAGGAGCACCGGGGCGCUGCCGCCACCGGAGCAUCAUCAGCGGCUACACCGAGGAGGAUAUUCGGACCGGGGGGUGUUAGGAUACAGAAGGACGGGUCUGUGAGGGUGGACCACCAGGGCUGUGAAGGUAAAUACAGCCCUUGCACAACAACAGAGGUGAUCGAGUCUCUGGGGAUCAUGAUUUACAAGGCUCUGGACUACGGGCUGAAGGAGAAUGAGGAAAGGGAGCUGAGUCCUCCUCUGGAGCAGCUCAUUGAUCUCAUGACUAACAUGGCUGAGGCUGAGAGGGAAGCAUGCCUUGACGAAGGCUACGAGGCCACAGAGGAAGAGGACGAGGUGGAGGACUCUGAUAACGUCUCUGGCAUUCGUGGCUACAGAGAUAUUUUCAAUCUGUGUACAGCUCAUCUACCCAGUGUGUCAGAUGCACCCAGUCAUUACCAGGCAGUGUGCCGAGCCCUGUACACAGAAACCAGAGAGCUGCGCACUUUCUUGGAGAAGAUCAAGAGUGCCAAAGAGAACCUCCGUAAGAUGGAGGAGGAGUCAUCAGAGGAGCCUGGCCGAGACCUGAACGAGUUACAGAAUGCUGACUGGGCUCGAUUCUGGGUUCAGGUGAUGAGGGACCUGCGUGAAGGAGUCAAGCUGAAGAAGGUGCAGGAGCGUCAGUACAACCCUCUGCCUAUUGAGUACCAGCUCACUCCCUAUGAGAUGCUCAUGGAUGACAUCAGGUCCAAACGCUACAAACUGCGUAAAGUCAUGGUCAAUGGAGACAUCCCACCAAGAUUAAAGAAAAGUGCUCAUGAAGUCAUCCUGGAGUUCAUCAGGUCCAGACCCCCUCUCAAUCCUGUGUCAGCUCGGAAGCUGAAGCCACAGACUCAGCCUCCUCCCACGCUGCACGAGCGGAUCCUGGAGGAGAUCAAAGCAGAGAGGAAACUUCGCCCGGUCUCUCCUGACGAGGUCCGCAGAGGAAGGCUGGUAAUUCGGCCACUUAGCAUGUCUUUCAGUUUUGACGCGUCAGGUUUCGGCAAAACUCGCAGUAUGCCACAGGAUUUAUUCCGUACUGGAAUAGAUGAGUUCAGCCCACGUAUGGGCAGGAGGACAUCCAGCUCUCUGUCUCUCACCAACGGAUCUGGUUCACCCAGAGUCGAACCCUCUGGAUCUCAGUCAGUUCCUCAGAGAAAGAGGCUCCUGAAGGCUCCCAGCCUCGCUGAACUGGAUAGCUCUGACUCUGAAGAUGAGAUUGUUGGACACAAAUCAGCGAGCAGCUCCAGCGUGGCGACAUCUCUGAUGGAUGACACUUCCCCAGAAUCUGUGCUGGGGAAGAAAACUCCACCCAUGUUCCUGCCCAUCUCCUCUACACCUCAACCAGAGAGGCGUAAGACCCCCCAGAGAAGACACUCUAUUGAGAAGGAAACACCCACUAAUGUCCGACCGUUUCAGCCGCCCUCCAAGCAGAGCUCCAAGUCCCUGGAGGAGUUCUGUUUUCCUGUGGAGUGUCUGUCUCUGACGGUGGAGGAGGUGAUGCACAUCAGACAGGUGCUGGUGAAGGCAGAGCUGGAGAAGUUCCAGCAGUACAAAGACAUCUACAAUGCCAUGAAGAAGGGGAAGCUUUGCUUCUGUUGUCGAGCCAAAAGGUUUUCCUUCUUCACCUGGUCCUACACCUGCCAGUUCUGCAAAAAGCCUGUGUGCGCACAGUGCUGCAAAAAGAUGCGGCUGCCAUCCAAACCUUAUUCCAGCUUGCCCAUCUACUCCAUUGGCUCCACCAACACUCUCCCCAGGGAGAGAAUAAGUGCCAUGGCUUCUGUAGGACAAGGACUGUCAGUGGCUGGAGCCCCAGGUCCAUCUAAACCAGGAGGGGCUGCUGCAUCCCCAGCUUUGAAAGAACCUGCGAAAGGAGCAUCUAAAGGUCCCAGAAAAGCUCCUGGGGCAGCGACAACAGCACCAGCUGCUAAAACUGACAAGUCCUCCAGUAACCCACAGCGCCACAGCAUCCAGAAGACUAUGUCUAAGUUUUCGAAGCACGGCUCUUUAAAGUCUCAUGAAGAACUGGAGCUUCCCCCAGAGCUGACGGAGGACUGGGCUACCAUGGAGGUCUGUGUGGACUGCAAGAAGUUCAUCUCUGACAUAAUCGCCUCCAGCAAACACAGUCUGUCGCUGGCCACCAAGAGGGCUCGCUUAAAACGCAAGACACAGUCCUUCUACUUGUCCUCCCCUAAAGGAAGGGAGGAGUACCAUCCCUCUGAACGAACAAUCAGUGAAAUCUGAAACUCUGUAUCUCUCCUUCUGGCUGCUUCCAGCUCCAAUGGCACAACACUGGAUAUGAUCUUACUGUAUUAGUGGACGUGAGUCGGAGAAAGCUGCCUGAAUGGCUAUAAGAACCUUGGUGGUGGAUAGUGAGGUUUCUGGCUGCUGUGUCCCGAUCGUGAUCAGCUUCUCUAGACAAUACUGUAGAUCUGCCAGUCUUUUUUGUGUUUUUUUUAAUAAUAUCAUUAAUAUAUCAGAAAAUCCUUUAAUGUGUGGACACAGGCAUUUGACUCAACAGAGACAAAGGGGACUGACUUCCUUCCUCCAUGAUGGUGCCACGGUCUGUUCCACCUAAACUCGCGUUCACAUAAAAAGCACAAAACAGAAAAGCGAUCGUAUUGUAAACUAAGAGUGACGGUCAUCAAAAAGAAGAUAAAACUGUACAUUUUGUAUGGGCUAUAAUUUAGUUUUUUACAUGUAUGUACAGUAAAUAAUUACUCGAUAAAAUGUCACCCUCUGUUUUCAGUUCAGACUUUUGCUGAUGAUGCUCAGGGAGACUCUCACUCCUCUCUGCUAUUGACAGCGCUCUUGAAACCAUGCUUCCUUGAGGAAUUCAAGCUAAAUGACCCGUUUUAUUUUCCUCCAAAGGUUGCUACACAAAGAGAAAUAUCACCUGCUUUUAUUUUGACUAUAGUGCCAAAUAAUACCUACUUAAAUAUAUAUGUCACCUGAUGUAGUUAUUGAUUUAUGCAGUGGUCUUGCUAAUGGAGGAAGACCACCUCAAGCACUCCAGUCUCUGUUAAAAUGAAAUAUUCAUGUGUAAUUAGACAAUGAUCAAAGUUCUUUGAAACACUCCUGUCAUGCUUUUUCUUUUGCCAUCUAUAUAUUGUUGUAAUAUAUUAAACAUUGCCACGCUUCAAAUACUGAUACCAGCCUAUGUCUAAAUAAUCUCUCUGAGUCAAAAGCUCAUGCAAACAUUGUGUUUGUGAGGGGCAGCCAAUCAGAAUAAAGUUGAUCUGGCUCCAUCAAGGCCCAGUAUAUGAUAAACAAGGAUUUUAACAAAAAUAUAGAGAUUAAAAUAAGCCCAAAAUGCCCUCUGAAAAACAAAGAAAAACAUUUAUCAGUGUUUAAUGCUAAUAAAUAUUAUAAAUGUACUUAAUCAGAUCUGUGUGGGUGGUUUAGAUCAGGGAUAAGUGACAGCAGUGUGGUGCUCCAGUUAUUUAGUUUUGCCUUUCUCAGAAAUAUCUUAUCAAAGGUGCUUUAGGGGGAAAAAAGGUCAAAACACAGCUGAGGCUAUGUUAUUGAGAUUUCUAGUCCCUACCAUUAACUGGUAAAUGCCUUUUAAAAUCUUUUAAACUGCACACCACUUGGUAUGCACAGAUGUCUCUAAGGUGCUUUUUUUUUGUUAAUUUGUGUGGUAUAAAUAAUGCUGAUUUGAACUUUUUCAAAAGACAAGUUAUAACAUUAAUUAAUUCUCCAAUUAGUCUAAAAUUAUAAUCUCACAACAAUCUAUCCCAGUUUACUUUUGUGAUGAACCAGUUUUGAUCAGUUGUGGAGUUAUCCUUGCACCCUGACAAGCUUCUAUAAGUAAAAGUCUCCAACUAUCAUUAAAUCCCGACUUGGAAAUGGAAGCAUAUGAAUGACAUCACCUGUUUCUAGGCAGAAGCAAAAGCACAAGCAAAGUAUCUUUGAUUAAAGGGAAUCAAAACAGCUAACAAAUGUUAAGUUCACCUGCGAUCCCCUCACUCCUACUCAGAGGCUGAUUGAGGAAAAACACAAUUUUAGGACUGUAACAAAACUAAUAAUAAUUUCAGACAUUACUAUGACCCAGAUGGUUCAGAUUUGCCUUUAAGUAUUUUACCUGAAAUAUGUGCAUUACAGCAUCUUUUCAAAACAUACCUUAAACUGAUGCAACACUCUUGCUUUCCCAUGAAUCAAGUUAAUGAUUUGUUUCUGUAUGUUUGCAAAGAUAAAUCAUUAUACAUGAAAUAACAGCACGCUGCCCAGCUUUCAGUCACUCAGAGUUAAUGUUAAUACAAUGCCUUUAUGAUUUCUUUUUUGUCAUUCACAGUCUCACUGGCAGAGAGAUAUAACUUCCUCACAGCCUGGAUGUUUAUUUUACACUCGAUCGCAUUCCACGUCUUUUCAUAUUUUGCCUUAAAAGAUGCCUUUUGUUAUCGCUCUCAUCUGUUGAACAGUCGUCUACUGUUACUGUACAUACAUCGUUUCAAAGGGUUUGUUCUAACGUUCAGGUGUGUUGCCUCAAAGAUGACAGUGCUGACAAUGAGACUGCUGUAGAGCUGAGAGGGAAAUUGUCCAUCUGUGGAGAACAGGAGGGCUGCGAAGUCUUCAAAAGAUACCUCUCAGUGUGACAGACAGCAUCAUGCAUGUACUACAGUGUAGCUUGUACUUUCAGUCUGUAUUACCUUCAAGCUGUAACUCCCUGCAGAGAGUGCAACAAAUGACAAGUAUAAACAAUAAACUGUAAUGCAA
Molecule: messenger RNA, 5202 nt
Organism: Pelmatolapia mariae (spotted tilapia)
Lineage: Eukaryota; Metazoa; Chordata; Actinopteri; Cichliformes; Cichlidae
Product: protein spire homolog 1-like
Exons: 18
Coding region: 253-2730 (825 amino acids)
Biological process (GO): actin filament polymerization; polar body extrusion after meiotic divisions; actin filament network formation
Cellular component (GO): cell cortex; cytoplasmic vesicle membrane
Molecular function (GO): actin binding
Source: RefSeq, a predicted model, not a curated record